CCCUUUUCCAGGUCUCUCAUUUCUCUUUCGUUUGGGUCAAAUGAUUGCUGUACAUUAGUUUCGGCUUCUUGCAGUCGUGAUGCUGAGUAUGAAGAGGCUGGUUGUUUCCACCCUCGUUUUCCUGAUUUUUAGCCUAACCCUGGCCACGCUCAAACUGUAUCUACCCGCUCAUUCAGACAGUUUCUCGAGCUCGCAGUCCAGGUCAACAGAGCAAACCGCAACCACUACCGCUACCUCAUCACUCGACGUUUCUAAGCCCGUGAAAUCAUCACCACUACCUCUAGAGUAUUACAUAGAGCCUGGUGGUGACGGAACCUGCUCUCGUUUUUCACCUUCCUAUCUCGAAGAUUUCCACGCGCAUACCGCUUCGUACUGCAGUCCGGAAUCGCCCGCACAACUAAUAUGUUUCCAUCGAUUCUCGGGUUUCGACGGCAAGACGGAUUCUCUCUGUUAUGCGCAAGGGGCCGUCCUAGACGCUAAAAAGGGAAAGUUUUACUUGAACUGCGAUUUAAGACAGUUGUCGGAUGAGGAAAAAGACAAUGGUAUCCUGCCGUUUGGUAGACUGCCCUCGUAUUGGUACGAGACUGGCCCCGGCAAUAUUUUCUCAGCGGCUAUCGGUGUAAGAGCGUCGAAAGAUGGUUUAGACAUCAAGGGGGAAAAGAGUGGCAAUAAGGAAAAGAAAAGCGAUCCGCAGAGCACGCCCCAGGCGGUUGCAACUAAAUCGGCACCCUCUAUAACACCUCCCAGGACAAUACUUCUUCUGAAGCGUGAGGGUGAUGGAAACACGUGGCACUGUCUCAUGGAAAUCUUCUCGACUUUUAUGACAUUCGAUAUCUUGCGCAUUCUUGGUGGUGUAUCCGGCGACCAACCGCCUCUUUUCAGAGACCCAGGCGACUCCCAGGACUCCCAGGCCAUCGUCCUUGAUCAUCACUCUGACGGCCCCUACUUUGACCUGUGGACGUUAUUCGCGAAAAGGAAACCUUUGCGACUCUCCGAGUUACUCUCCGAUCAAACCACCGUCGACAACCUUGGUUUAGUUAAUCUGAUCAUUCCUCUUGCUGGAAGCAGCAAUCCAUUCUGGAAAGAUGAUACAGAGGCAAGUCAGUGCACCAACUCCCCGAAUCUGAACGUAUUUAGCCAUCGCGUGCUCGACUUUUAUGGAAUAAAACACCCUUCAUCCCGUGGGCGGGGAGGCCCCAUCAUCGUCACCUGGGUGUGGCGCCAACAUCGCCGUUUGAAGAACGAGAAUACCCUUCUCGCCGAGCUCGGCAGGAGGAAUUCACACAUUACGGUUCGAAUGGUCGACUUUGCUGCCAACCCAUUUGGCGAGCAGAUUCGCAUUGCUCAGGAGACAGACGUGCUCGUCGGGGUGCACGGCGCAGGGCUGACCCAUUCCAUGUUCAUGCGCCGGGGCGCUGGCGCCGUUGUCGAGAUUCAACCAGAGGGAUUUGAACACCAUGGGUUCCGGAACGUUGCUGGGAUGCGUAAUCUCGGAUACUUCCGCACCCAUGCUAAGUCCAUCACAGUAGAGAACUGGACCGCUGGAGAAACAGGAGAGGCAGUAGAUAGCAUGCAAUACGGGAUAAGGCGAAAGGCUGCCGGAGACGAUGGCCACAGUGUCACCAUGGUAGAAAGGGGGGAAAGGCUUGAAAAACGAGACUGGCAUGACAUGGACAUUGAGAUAGAAGAGGGUCGAUUUUUCGAAAUUGUAGAAACAGCUAUCAAGUUUAUGUAUACUAAGGGGCCAUGGUCAUUGGAUAUGAAUUAGCCUGGAUAUAUAGGCAAGUGCUUUAGCUCAGUCACGAUAAUGAGAUAAGUAUUAGAUAUUUCGCUCAACUCGCCUCCUUAAUGUUACGAAGCUAUCUUGGACGCGCCAAGGGCCACCUAACUAAGAUUAUCAAGGACGUUUCCAGCCUGGGCAUAUAACUUCAAAACAUCAAGUCCGUUUUCUCGCCACAUUCAAGAGCGCAU
Messenger RNA from Xylaria bambusicola, 1971 nucleotides. RefSeq lists its product as uncharacterized. NCBI's taxonomy places the organism in Eukaryota, Fungi, Ascomycota, Sordariomycetes, Xylariales, Xylariaceae. The transcript has a single exon. Gene Ontology annotation, molecular function: protein N-acetylglucosaminyltransferase activity. Bases 80 to 1768 code for a protein of 562 amino acids. The record is from RefSeq and is a predicted model, not a curated record. Gene Ontology annotation, cellular component: endoplasmic reticulum lumen.